UCAGCUACCCAAUACCAAAUAUUUUCAUUUGUACUAUUGACAGAUUCAUUCUCUCUCUCAUGUGUGGUGUGUGGGCCACACUUUAGCUCCAACCAGCGGCGCCAUUAGUCUUUACUUGGUUUCCAAGCUCACCCACCUCUCUCUUUCUUUCACUCUCUCUCUCUCUCAUCUUUAAAAACUACAUCCUCAUCCCCAUUAUAAUAAUAUUUAAAAGGAAAAAUCUUUAUUUAUUUUGAUAUUUAUCACCUUCUCUUUCAUUCCCCCCAUCCCUUUUUCUCCUGUCCACCUCUUAAGCCCAUCCUUUCAUCUCUCAUUCUUUCUCCUCCUCCUUCUGCUACUCUUCUACUACAACCUCUCCAAACCCAAACCAACCUCAACUUGUUCUUGUUUUUUUUUUCAGUCUCUAUUAUUAAUAUUAAUAAUAUUAUUUUUAAUUAUUAUUAUUAUUGAUAUUAUUUUUAAUUAUUAUUAUUAUUAUUAUUAUUAUUAUUGUUCGCAACACAACUCCCUACCAUAACGUCCCUAUUCCAUUCUUCUCAGGCUACUAACCAACCAAUCAUAUUAUAUUUGUAUUAAAAAAUUAAGAGAUUAAAAACCAAAAAAAAAAAAAAUGAAAGGAGAGUAUGCAGAACAGCAGCAGCAGCAACACCAUCACCACCACCAUCAACCAAAAAGCAAUGAAGCUCACAACAUGUUCUCAAAGCUUCACCACUCUCAUCAUCACCACCAUCACCAACACCAACACCACCACCAACAACAACUUCAUCCUUUUGGAAACCCUUUACCUUUCCAGAUAACUCCAACAAGGGAAUGCCAAACUUCCGAAGAAGAUGACACCAGCCGCAGCAGCAGCGGCGCCGCCGCAACUGCCCAGAGACCCAACAACAGGUCCCUUUCCGAUGUCAACCACCCCGGCGACGGAGCCUCCAUAGAGGUCGUCAGGAGGCCAAGGGGUCGUCCGCCUGGCUCCAAAAAUAAGCCCAAGACUCCUGUCGUCGUAGCGCGUGAUACCGAGCCAGCUAUGAGUCCGUACAUUCUGGAGGUCCCCGGCGGAAACGACAUCGUCGAGGCCAUUGCUCGAUUCUGUCGUCGGAAGAAUAUGGGUCUCUGUGUACUCACCGGAUCGGGAACAGUCGCUAACGUCACUCUCCGUCAACCCUCGACCACUCCCGGAGCCACCGUUACCUUCCACGGACGAUUUGACAUACUUUCCAUCACUGCCACCUUCGUUGCUCAAACGUCGCCGUCUUGCCCUAUCCCCAGCGGCUUUACUAUCUCCCUCGCUGGUCCCCAGGGUCAGAUUGUCGGCGGACUGGUAUCCGGUGCGCUUAUCGCUGCUGGAACCGUCUACGUUGUCGGAGCUUCGUUUAACAACCCGUCUUAUCACCGGCUUCCGGCGGACGAUGAGGUUCGGAACUCGACCCCAUCCGCUGAGGCGCAAUCUCCGCCGCGUUCAGGGGGUGGAGAGAGUGGAGGACACGCUCCGGCCGAUUCUUGUGGGAUGUCUAUGUAUAGCCAAUUGCCAUCCGAUGUAAUUUGGGCCCCAACUGCCAGGCAGCCUCCACCGCCUCCGCCGCCUUAUUAGUAGUGGCCUCCACUGCCACCACCACCACCACCAUCAUUGUCGUUAUCGCUAUCAUCUUCAUUAUCAAAGAUUAUUAGUCUGACCAGUUUAUCGGUGUACUACCUUUCUCUUACUAUGAAAUUAAGAACUUGUUUUAAAUUUUUAUUUUAUUCUAUUGGUGUUUGUAAUUUUAUGUUAUUAUUAUAUUAGUAUUUUUCUUU
This is a messenger RNA of Cannabis sativa, 1785 nucleotides long. Its product is annotated as AT-hook motif nuclear-localized protein 17. Gene Ontology annotation, cellular component: nucleus. NCBI's taxonomy places the organism in Eukaryota, Viridiplantae, Streptophyta, Magnoliopsida, Rosales, Cannabaceae. Gene Ontology annotation, molecular function: minor groove of adenine-thymine-rich DNA binding; DNA-binding transcription factor activity. The record is from RefSeq and is a predicted model, not a curated record. The transcript has a single exon. The coding region runs from base 611 to 1585 and encodes 324 amino acids.